Galleria mellonella (greater wax moth) is the source of this 1302-nucleotide messenger RNA. RefSeq names its product serine protease Hayan-like. Gene Ontology annotation, molecular function: serine-type endopeptidase activity. The transcript is spliced from 11 exons. Bases 177 to 1241 code for a protein of 354 amino acids. Gene Ontology annotation, biological process: proteolysis. Lineage: Eukaryota; Metazoa; Arthropoda; Insecta; Lepidoptera; Pyralidae. The record is from RefSeq and is a predicted model, not a curated record.
GUGUUGUCAAUUUUUGUACGAAUUUUAAAACGACGACAGCGACUAUCUGUUAGUCCCAGAUUAUAGCCCGCGAAACAUUACAAACAAAUAAUACGAAUCAAAACAGCAGUAAACCGGUUUUGUUUGAAUCAUCGGACAGAAAGAGAACAUCAAUAAAUUUCUUUUGGAAGUGAACAAUGUGGUUACAGUCAUUUUUAUUUGUUUUAACAAUUAUCAAUCUAAUAAUAGCCGAUGUUGGCGAUGAAUGUGUACCCAAUAGGCAGAUAUCUGACGGUAUUUGUACUCUAAUCAGCAACUGUGAGGUGGCAAUAAGAUCGAUUAAAAAUAAAAAUCAUCAUUCAUUUGAAAGAUGCGGUUUUAGUGGUCUGACUGAAAUUGUAUGUUGUCCUCGUACUACUGAUAAAUUUGGACCACAAUCACCACAUAAUACUAGAAAUUCACAAAGGAUAGCUGAUAGAGAAUGCGCUAAAAUAUUGAAAUCGAAUAUUGUUCCACUAGAACAAUAUAUAAUAGGCGGAGAGACUGCAGCAGCAGGAGAGUUUCCACAUAUGGUAGCUCUUGGGUUUGAUCGAGGCGAAGGUUAUAUAUUUGACUGCGGCGGAGCGUUGGUUUCCAGUACAUAUGUAAUCACAGCAGCGCAUUGCGUCAAUACCAAAGACAUGAUCCAACCCAGUAUAGUUCGUGCCGGCGUUGUGGAGAUCGGAGGUAGAGAUUUUAAUGAAGAGACUGAUAUAAGAAUACGGAAUAUAAUCUCACACCCUGAAUACACACGUCGGCAAAAGUAUCACGACUUAGCGUUAUUAAGAUUGGAGAAACCUGCAAGGUUUUCAAGCACUUUAAAUGCUAUCUGUCUUUACACAAGUAGCGAAGAUCCUGAUAAAGCUUUAACAAUAACAGGCUGGGGGAAGACCAGUACUUCACGUGACAUUAGGAGUGAUGUUCUACUAAAGACGAAAGUAUCAAUUGUGCCGCGGGAUAAAUGCAGUAGGAAUUACACAUCGGACAAAUGGCGCAAGUUGCCAAACGGAAUCACCAGCGGACAGCUGUGCGCCGGCGACGCCGACGGGCUGCACGACACCUGCCAGGGUGAUUCAGGCGGCCCGCUACAAACUACCGAACCCGUCUAUAGUUUAGUUGGCGUGACGUCCUUUGGAUCCGGUUGCGGCACGCCCGUUCCUGGAGUGUACACGCGCAUAUCUCAUUAUUUAGACUGGAUAGAGAGUGUAGUGUGGACGAAUUAAAUAUGUUAUUUAUAAAUACUACUAGUUAAAUUACUAUAGCAAUAAAAUUUAACAAAGGCCA